CCAAAAAAAUAUUCUCUCUUCGUUUUUGUGCGUUUCGGGUUUAGAAGUUAGAUGACUCUGUUUCCGUUAUCCAUGGGUGGCUCAGCCAAGGAUGUGCAAUCCAAGAAGGAGCUUGAUAGCGUGGUUCACAGUGGUUCACCCGUUGUACUGCACUUCAGGGCUUCGAGGUGUGAGGCUUCGAAGCACAUAGACGAGGUCUUUGCCCACCUCUCUACUGAUUUCCCUCAUGCCCAUUUCUUAAGGGUAGAAGUUGAAGAACAGCCUGAGAUAUCUGAGGCUUAUUCGGUUUCUGAUGUGCCGUACUUUGCCUUUGUGAAGGAUGGAAAAGUCUUUGAUACAUUAAAAGGUGCAGAUCCAUCUAGUUUGGCCAAUAAAAUUGCUAGGGUUGCUGGGUCAGUUAGGCCUGAAGAACCUGCUGCUCCUGCCAGCCUUGAGACAGUCCAAAAGUUAGCAAAAGAAAACGAAUCUUUCCACAAGCAAGAGCAAACUCAAGCACAAAAUGUCCUUAAUGAUCCCUUGAAAAGGCGUCUGAAGCAGUUGAUUGAUUCUAAUCGACUCAUGCUUUUCAUGAAAGGAACCCCUGAGGAGCCCAAAUGUAAAGUUAGCCAAAUUGCCGUUGACGUGUUGAGGGAGGAGAAGAUCAAAUUUGGAAGUUUCGAUGUUCUUUCGGACAAUGAAGUCAUGGAGGGGAUACAGAAGUAUUCUAACUGGCCAACAAUACCGCAGCUAUACUACAAAGGGAAGCUUGGUGGUUGGUGUCACAUAGCAAUUUUAAUGCGUCGUAGUGGUGAAUUAGAAUAAGUUUCCACAGUUGAGAUAAAUAAUUUAUGAAUGAUCAACAAUGAAAUUGUUGGUUAGAAAUUAGAAUAACACAACUGAACACCUGUAGACUGAAUUUUUGUAUUAUGUAAUCAGCUUGUGAAAUUGCUUCUUUAGACAAUUUGGCCCCUUAAGAUUGUGUUUUAAGUCUUUGAUGCUGUCCGAGAGUUUAAUGGUUUGAACUU
Messenger RNA from Prunus mume (Japanese apricot), 1004 nucleotides. RefSeq names its product monothiol glutaredoxin-S17. Gene Ontology annotation, cellular component: cytosol; nucleus. Gene Ontology annotation, biological process: intracellular iron ion homeostasis. Lineage: Eukaryota; Viridiplantae; Streptophyta; Magnoliopsida; Rosales; Rosaceae. The record is from RefSeq and is a predicted model, not a curated record.